This is a messenger RNA of Conger conger (European conger), 1366 nucleotides long. Its product is annotated as dnaJ homolog subfamily B member 6-like. The transcript has 9 exons. The record is from RefSeq and is a predicted model, not a curated record. Bases 293 to 970 code for a protein of 225 amino acids. Gene Ontology annotation, molecular function: Hsp70 protein binding. NCBI's taxonomy places the organism in Eukaryota, Metazoa, Chordata, Actinopteri, Anguilliformes, Congridae.
GUAUAAGAAGGAAGGGUGUUGCUGAACAUGGAAUAAUAAUUUAUCCUAUCAUUUAUUCAAUCUGAGCGACUAUACACAUGGCACAUUAUCUUGCCAGAGUUAAGAACUAUGCACUGAGUUAAGAACAUAAUUAUAGCCCUAUGUCGCGGCCAAGGACUUAUAUGAACAGGAUUCGAAAGUGAAAGAGGUUUGAUGCCCUAUGAAGCCCGAUUUGCCAGACGCAGACUAGUGUAACGUUAGCCUUUAACUGAAUUAGGUUGUUUCUGGCAGGUUCUUAAAGUUUAGUAAAUACAUGAUGGAUUAUUAUCACAUUCUGGGUGUGCCAGAAAAAGCCUCCUCGGAAGAUAUAAAAAAGGCGUAUAGGAAGCUGGCCCUGAAGUGGCACCCAGACAAGAAUCCAGAUAACAAGGAGCAAGCUGAAAAGAAGUUUAAGGAGAUUGCUGAAGCCUAUGAAGUUCUGUCUGAUGGUUCUAGACGAGAAGAUUAUGAUCGCAACGAUAGGCGUGAUGCAGACUUCGGACACCCCUCAGCUUUCUGGAGUACAUCAUUCCGCGACCCUAAUGAUGUGUUUCGGGACUUUUUUCAGGAUGACUUUGGUUUUGGUGGCAGGGGCUUUCCAGGUGCUCCCAGCUGGCAACCUAGUAACUGUAAAACCUGGGAGUUUCGCCCUUUCUCCGGAGGGAACCCAGGGCAGUCCAUGUGGGGAAGAGUUCUUGGAUGGAUCGGUUUGUCAUCCUCGUCCACGUCCACCCACACACGAGUUGUCAACGGCAGAUCCGUCACCACCAAAACAAUGAAAGCAAAUGGCCAGGAGAGAACGGAGAUCAGGGAGAACGGAGUCUUGACGAGCGUGAAGAUCAAUGGCGUGGAGGAUCAGGCAGCCCGAGAUGAGGCUCAAGGCCGAGAGGCUAAUGGCAACUUGGUGACUGGUUCACUCGGCGCUGAAGGGAGGCGGCACCCGGCAAUGUGAACACAGGUCUGGCUCAAGGAGCACACAAGUCGACCAAGGAGACCCACCCUUCUCCAGCAGGGAAAUUAUUAACUUUUCUGUACCCAUUUCUAUCAUGGCGCCUCUGUAACUGCCCUUGUGUGGAAACCGGCUGGGUGGGCCCACCAUUACAAGACUGACAAUGAAGGAGAGCAAAGUCCAACGACUGCAGCUUAGCAACCAAACAUUUUUUCUAAACUGUGAAUGUCAAUAAUGCUUAAUAGUUAUUUCACUUAAAAUGCAAAAGUGCCAAAUUUGUGUUUGUGGUUAGAGGUGUGUGAAAGGUGUUCCUGUAUUCAUUGUAUUGUAUUCAUAAAAUAAUUAAUGACCGAUUAUGUAACUUGGUGACGUCAAUAUUAAAUUGUAUACCUGCAUAAA